CUUCUACCAGCCAGUUGUCCUUCACGUCUCAUUCCAAAGAGAGACGCUACAUAACAGGGAGAGUAGAAGAUGAGUCUCAUCCGCUUCUUCUUCAUCUUUGUCUUGCUCCCUCUCGUCACCCCCGAGUGUCCUGCCCCUUGCCGCUGUGCCGCCAACGUCGUCGACUGCAUAUCAACCGAACUCACGGAUGAUGGGAUCCCCCUCUCCUUCUCCUCCUCAACCAGCAAGCUCUUUCUCAACAACAACUACCUGACCUUCAUUCCCAAAGGCCUCUUCGACAACCUGCCCAACCUCCAGGCGGUUUACCUGCGGGGGAACCCUUGGGAGUGUACCUGCAACAUUCUCUACCUCCGCUCCUGGCUGCAGUGGCAAGAAAACCGGACUCUGUAUCGCGACGUGGUGUGCUCGGCCCCUGCCCACCUUCAAGGUCGGAUUAUCACCUACCUAUCCGAAGAGGAGAUCAUCUCCAGCUGCCAGUCCUGGUAUUGCGGUGUGGCUCUGGUGGCCCAGAUCUGCCUCUUCGUCUUCAUCUUGGUGCAGGCCAUCUUGCUGCUUCUGGUGGUCUUCUACAUCUGCAGGUUCCAGCAGAUAGCCAUGGAAGCCAGGAGGACAAUGGCGGAGCUUUAUGAGAACACGGGCCUGUGGGAAAGCGCUCGUAAGGACAGUAUUGACUGAUGGACCGUGGCAGGGGUGGGCUUGCAAAAGUUUUAGCAAAGGGUUCUCUGUCCGGUUGCUGGGUGGGCGUGGCUUACUUGGCCACCAUGGUGGUAUGUUUUUGUCCUCGCUGGACUCCAGAGGUUCUCUGGAAGCCAGAAACGG
Molecule: messenger RNA, 819 nt
Organism: Pseudonaja textilis
Lineage: Eukaryota; Metazoa; Chordata; Lepidosauria; Squamata; Elapidae
Source: RefSeq, a predicted model, not a curated record